Molecule: messenger RNA, 1285 nt
Organism: Heterobasidion irregulare TC 32-1
Lineage: Eukaryota; Fungi; Basidiomycota; Agaricomycetes; Russulales; Bondarzewiaceae
Exons: 7
Coding region: 1-999 (332 amino acids)
Molecular function (GO): 3'-5'-RNA exonuclease activity
Source: RefSeq, a predicted model, not a curated record
AUGGCUUCCGCCGCAUCCUCGUCUUCUUCCACCCAGAUCCGCAUCGCGUCAUGGAACCUUCGCUACGAUUCCAUGCCCAACAACAUCACUGUGCAGCAGACGCUCGCAUCGCUCGCAGAUCCGCUCCAGCAGCCUGCCUUCUUCAAUCUCACGGGCGAGCAGCCGUGGAGCACACGGAGAAUUAAAGUUGCGCAGCGCUUGCUCAGCGAGAAUAUCGUCCUCGCAGGGUUCCAAGAAGGACUUGUCAGACAAGUCCACGACCUCGCAGAGUUGCUGGGCGAUGGCUGGGGCUGGUUCGGCGUUGGGAGAGACGACGGUGUAGACGCUGGCGAAUUCAGCCCCAUCUUCUACCAAAAAUCGACUUUCGAUCUUCUCUCCAACGACACGUUUUGGCUCUCCAACACGCCUUUCGUCCCGGGAUCCAAAUUCCCCGGCGCAGGGUCCGUGCGUAUCGCAACCGCGGUGCGUCUACGCGCCCGAGCAACCGGCACGCUCUUCACCUACCUCAAUACGCAUCUCGACGACCAGUCCGACGCGCAACGCCGCCUCGGCGCGUCGCUUAUACUCUGGCGCGCGCGCUUUGAGGCUGCGCAGGGCGGGAGCGGCCGUGGGCUCGUCCUCGUCACGGGUGACUUCAACAGUCCGUCGACGGGUACAGACUCGGGCGCGUACAAUAUCAUCACAGGCGCGCUGCCCCCCGUCGCAAUCAACCAGACGUUCGUCGACCGCUACCCGAUUCCAAGCAACGUCCUGCCGAACUUCACGGCCAUCGACCUGCGCACGCGCGUGUCGCGGUUCGCCGCGUCGGGCAACUUUGCGACGUACACCGGCUUCGUCGCCCCCCAGGACGCAAGCCAGUACACGCACAUCGACUUUGUAUUUGGGGGCAGCAACGGAGGCUGGACCGGCGACGCGUUCAAGGUCGAGACGGCCCUCACCGACGACGGCGUCCUCGCGAGCGACCACCGCCCCGUUUUCGGGGACAUCACGCUUCUGUGACGCCGCGUGACGGCCGACCGAGCGCGCAACGAGUAACAGACAUUUCAGCCAUCAAGCACACCCGGCCGGGCGCCCCCUCGAUCGAGGCUCCACGCUCCCGGAACUAUUUCUUUUUUUCGACUCCCGUAUGCGUUGCCUUUUUCUCUCGCGGGCGUAUCUGUGUGUAUGUAAUCUGCGGUCGCUUGGCGGUGGCGGUCUCAGAUCCAGGGUAGCUCAGGGUUCAUUGUAUCAUCGUCGUGCGUGUGUAUGCGUAUGUAUGCCGUGUACUCGAGUAUUUACGUGUACG